Molecule: messenger RNA, 498 nt
Organism: Lactuca virosa
Lineage: Eukaryota; Viridiplantae; Streptophyta; Magnoliopsida; Asterales; Asteraceae
Source: the annotation of a GenBank genome assembly
AUGAUAUUCUCGGAAAGAAUACAAAAGGGAGAUAAACCAAGAUUGAAGCGACGUCGUAUAGGGCGUGGAAAAUGGGAUCCAAUCAAUAAAACAGAUUCGGAGUUCUCAACAGUCGGUCUUUUCAGUAAGAUCAUCAUCGAGAUGCCAUCUGCGAAACCCUUCUCCGCCGCCGCAGGCAUGCUACGAUCACGGUUGACCUCCGCCCUCCGCCAACGAGGCGGUGAUACGACUAGCCGAUGGACUACCCCUGGCCACCAGGAGCGACCUAAUGGCUACUUUCUAAACCGAACCCCUCUUCCACCCGGCCAGUCGAGGAAAUGGGAAGAUUGGGAGCUACCUUGUUACGUCACCAGCUUCCUAACAAUUGUCAUCCUCGGGGUCGGACUCAACGCCAAGCCCGAUCUAACCCUAGAGACCUGGGCUCGCCAGAAAGCUAUAGAACGGCUUGCAUCUCAGAAACAGAUAGUUGCGGUGUCCACAUCUGACGAAUCCGAUUGA